Molecule: messenger RNA, 1101 nt
Organism: Hydatigera taeniaeformis
Lineage: Eukaryota; Metazoa; Platyhelminthes; Cestoda; Cyclophyllidea; Taeniidae
Source: the annotation of a GenBank genome assembly
AUGCCACCCAGUCACGAUCUUUGGUCAUGUUUCGUGGACACAAAGCUGCGCCGUUUCGACAUAUGGGAGCGGCAGGUACCUAAGUUCAAGUACAACAAGAAUGAGCCCUUCUUCCAUUGUCUUGUGCCCACGGUGGAUACGGUGCGCUACGGAUCUCUGCUGGAACAGCUUCUUGCUGCUCGUCAGUCCGUCCUCUUCACCGGUGGUACAGGUGUUGGCAAGACUGCAAUUACUCGAAGCACUUUGGAGGAACUUCAGAAGGAUGAAAAAUACAUGGCCGUUUACAUCAACUUCUCAGCCCAGACAAGCAGCGGUCGCACACAAGAGAUGAUUGUGGAGAAGAUGGAGAAGCGAAGAAAGGGUGUGAUAGGCGCACCAAAGGGUCGUCACGUCGUAAUCUUCGUGGAUGACCUGAACAUGCCAAAGGUGGAUACUUAUGGUAGUCAGCCACCCAUUGAACUGCUCCGCCAGUUGCAGGACUUUGGCGGUUUUUACAAUCGCGACAAGCUGACUUGGAUUGCGGUGGAGGAUGUGACACUCUGCGCUGCAUGUGGACCCCCAGGUGGCGGUAGAAAUCCCAUUACUGCUCGCCUAGUUCGACACUUUUCUGUUCUCGCGAUUCCUUCACCGUCGGAACUGACAUUAAAACACAUAUUCUCUGCCAUUGUGACAGGUUUCAUGCAGGACUAUCCUCAGGGUCUGCGACCAUUGGGCGACUCGAUAGUGGGUGGAGCGGUGGAAAUGUAUGGCCGCCUGGCAGCAGAGCUGUUACCCACUCCAGCGAAGUCGCAUUACGUCUUUAACCUCCGCGACUUGUCGAAAUGUGUGCAGGGCGUGCUGCAGGCUAGUCCAUUGGCUGUCCGUGACAAGGCCUCCCUCACGCGCCUCUUCUAUCACGAAUGCUCCCGGGUUUUCCACGACCGCCUUGUCGACGAGACCGAUCAACUCUUCUUUAAUACCAUCCUCUCGGAGAUCGCAAAUAAGUUUUUCGGGGAGGUAUGGAACAACUCAGUGGCUAAAAGGUUUCCAAACGGAUCUGGCUUACUUUCCUCGAUAAUCUAUGUGAAAAGGAUUUCUGUAAAUCUUAAAACGAUCUCUUAG